Messenger RNA from Wallemia mellicola CBS 633.66, 1731 nucleotides. Its product is annotated as NTF2-like protein. The record is from RefSeq and is a predicted model, not a curated record. Lineage: Eukaryota; Fungi; Basidiomycota; Wallemiomycetes; Wallemiales; Wallemiaceae. Gene Ontology annotation, biological process: poly(A)+ mRNA export from nucleus. The coding region runs from base 149 to 1705 and encodes 518 amino acids. Gene Ontology annotation, molecular function: RNA binding; protein binding. Gene Ontology annotation, cellular component: nucleus. The transcript has 3 exons.
CGCUGACAAAGUUGAAGAAGAAAAGAAACCGAACAAUAGUCUAGGGUCUAGCUUAUUAAAAUCAGCUGGAUUGCUGGCUUCUAACAAGCAUUCUAAGCAAUCUAAGCAGUCUAGGAGGAGAGGUGCUACUGCUAAUGAGGAUACCAGCAUGAACGAGAGUGAUCCAGCUACACGCAGAUCGCAAAUACGUAAUAAAUCGAAUCCUCUUGCUCGUCCAUCUACUAGUGCGAGACCUAAGAAAGUUUCACUCAAUAGCCAACCAAUAAAGCAGAAGACUAGUACGAGUGAUAGGUCCGUUAUAGAUGCACUCACUAGGUUUUUGAAUACGCGUUAUGAUCCAAACCUCAAUUACCUCAAUUUGGAAAACAUGGGACAAGAUGAAAUACUCAAAUCCGCUAACUUCAUUCCACCUGGUUAUAAUAAACAGAAAUCACUAGCUGGACCUAGCUUGUUUAAGCUGAUUUCUGAGUUGUUCCCAGAAGUUAAAACAAUUUCAUUAGCUUCCAAUCACUUACGCAAUAUGAACGCAUUCAAGGCUUUACCAGAAUUUAUUCCAAAUUUGGUAAAUUUAAGCCUCAGUGACAAUGACAUACGUCACGUAGAAGACCUUUAUGCGUUAUGUACAUCAAAGAAGCUCAGAAAUCUCAAAGAAUUGAUAUUGUCAAAUAACCCAAUUUCAAGAUUUGGUGAUACAUGGAGAGCUAGAGUAGUUAGGAAGUUCCCAUCACUCGAACUUCUCGAUAUGAAGCCAGUUGAACGCUCAGUAAAGUUCGAUUUCGGUGAUGGUGUUAAAAUAGAUCCAAAGAAGGAGCGCACGCCAUCGGAAGCUACUGAAGCACUACCUGAGGUCUUCCCAAUUGGUAUUGUUGGAAGUUUCGGUAGGGAUAAUCCAGAAGUUGGACCCCUAGUUGGAGAAUUCUUGACUAGGUUUUUUAGUCUCUUUGACGGUGAUAGAAAUGCUCUAUUGGCUGCCUACACCGAGAAUGCAACGUUUAGUUUAUGCGUGAAUACCAAUACACCACCACGAGCUCGUAGGCAAAACCUCUACGAUGGGAAACCAAAAAUCAUGUGGAAACCAUACGUUGACAACAAACCAAUCGCUACAUCUAGAAAUUGCUCAAAAAUAUAUAGAAAUGAUAUGAGAAAUGAGAAAUUAUCAACUGGAAAUAAAAUGAUCAUUGAAGCAUUCAAGAUUUUACCAAAAACAACACAUAACAUUAGUGACGUAGAUAAGUUUGUUUUUGAUUGUUGGACAAUGCCUGGAGUUAUACCAUCAACGCCAGUCAUUUUCUGCUCAGUUCAUGGAGAAUUUGUUGAAGGUACAACAAAAGGUUUCAGAUCAUUCGAUAGAACAUUCAUACUUGCGCCUUCAACAGUAUCAAAGUUUGCAGCAGAUAGUGGAUGGCCAUGCGCUAUUAUUUCGGAUAACUUGAAUCUACGCUCUCUAAGUAAGAGUGACGCGUGGCAACCUGGUCCAAUUGAAACUAUGGAAAGCAGCAAGGGUAUACUCUUAAAGUUACCAAAGGAUCCACCAAGUAGCAUCUCGAAAGAUCAACAUAACAUAAUCAUCGAGUUAGCUAAAAAGACAAAACUUAACUACGAAUUUUCAAUUCAAUGUUUACAAUCGAAUAACUGGAGUUUGGAUAUGGCGUUACAAAACUUUGAAGCUGUUAAAACGUCUAUCCCACAAGAAGCAUUUUUGUAAAAAUAAUUCAUUUUACGUUUGAACCA